AUGCCCACCGGCCUCUCUGAACAAGGUGCUUCCGCCGCUUCUUCUCCGGCUUGUCUCAGCGUCCCCGGGACGGUGACCAUGGCCCCCGCUCUUUUGACCAACGGGAGUGUCCAGAGUCACCUCCCUCCGGCCGCCAGCAGCGCGCUCCCGGCACCGCUGAGGAACACCCAGAUGCCCCUGAACACGAAGGCCCCCAUAAGUCUUAGCCUGGUAACCGCAGCGUCCCAGCCGCUGGUGAAGACGGCCCCCUUGGGGCCCCUGGUGACCAAACUGGCCACUGUCAAUACCGUUCCCAAGACCAACAGUGGUCCUAGGCUGCCCGCACCCCAAGUUGUGGCCGCGAAAGCCCCCAACACAACUACGAUCCAAUUGCCUGCCAAUUUCCAGCUCUCGCCUGGAACUGUUCUGAUAAGAAGUAAUAGUGGUCAGCUGAUGUUGGUGUCCCAACAAGCUUUAGCUCAAGCUGAAACACCAAGCCCUGUGAAUGUAAGAGCAACAGUACCAUCAAGUACUCAUGCAGUCAAAAUCUGUACUGUGCCGAACUCUGGUACACAGUUAAUUAAGAAAGUGGCAGUGGCUCCUGUCAAGACAGUGGCUCCAUUAGGAAGUACUGUGGUAACUUCCUUCCAGAAACCUUCCAUAGUACAGUCUGUGGCUGCAACAGCCAGUGUUGUCACAGUUACCCCAGUUAAACCAUUGAAUACUGUAACUCCUCUGAAGCCUUCAGUUAUUGCAACACCAGCAGCCCCCUCACAAGAGAGCACCCAGAAAGUUGAGACUCCAGCAGCUGUAGCACAGACUGGUAUCUCUGUGGAAAUGCUAGAGAAUGUAACAAAAUGCAAAAACUUUCUUGCAAUGUUGAUAAAACUAGCAUGUGGUGGAUCUCAGUCCCCAGAAAUGGGGCAAAAUGUGAAGAAGCUUGUGGAAAAUCUUUUGGAUGCAAAAAUUGAACCAGAGGAAUUUACCAAAAAACUGUACAUUGAACUCAAGUCCUCACCUCAACCACAUCUUGUCCCUUUUCUAAAGAAAAGCGUGACUGCCUUACGACAGCUGAUGCCCAACUCGCAGAGCUUCAUUGAGCAGUGUGUUCAGCAAAGUCCUCCCCAGGUCGUCAUUCCUACGUGUGUCGCUGUCGCUCAUCCCCCUCCCGUUGUGACCACAGCUGUUUCUUCGAUCCACACGGAAAAGCCCCUCCUUGUUUCCACGGCGCCAACAGCGGGCACCGUCUCCAUUCAGACUGCGAGUCCAGUGGCUGGCCCCGGAGGCGUUGGAGUUGUCGCCCUUGACUCUAGAACUGUCACGCUCCAUUCUGUAAGUUCAACCACCAGUCCAGUGGGAGUAACAGCUGGAACUGUCUUCCUUCAGCCUGCAAAGCCUCUAGUGACCUGUGGUGCUACUACAGUAGCACCCGUCUCACUCCAGCCUGAAAAGCCCCUCAUCCCCGGGGCAGCAGGAACUCUGUCACUUCCAUCAACGAAACCCACUGUGACUUCUGGAGAAGUUGCGGGGCCAUCCAUUUCUCUUCCACCUUCAAAGCCAGUUGUGAAUUCUGGAGUAGCCACAUCUGCCUCUGUAAAGCCUGCCAUCGGGCCUCCUAUUCAUAUCAAACUUACACAACCUGGCUCCUUCCUUUCACAACCAGCCAGUACUUCACAAACUCUGAAAGUCAAACAGUUAUUUUAUUAUUUCCAGGUAGUACAGCAGCCUUCUGGAGGCAUUGUCAAACAAGUGACUGCCCUACCACAUUCCUCAGCCCUGACCAUUCAGAAAUCUGGACAAAAGAGGAUGCCCUUGAACACAAUAAUACAGACAAAUCAAUUUCCUACAGCUUCCAUUCUAAAGCAAAUUACCCUGCCAGGAAAUAAAAUUCUGUCUCUUCAAGCACCUCCUGUUCAGAACAACAAAAUAAAAGAGAAUGGAACAACAUCCUUCAGAGAUGAAGAUGACAUCAAUGACGUCACUUCCAUGGCAGGAGUCAACCUCAGUGAAGAAAACGCUUGCAUCUUAGCAGCAAACUCUGAAUUAGUUGGCACACUGACUCGCUCUCAUAAAGAAGAACCAUUCCUUUUUACGGGGGCUCUCCAAAAGAGAAUUUUAGACAUUGGUAAAAGGCAUGACAUUAUGGAACUUAACUCUGAUGUUGUGAACUUGAUCUCCCAUGCUACACAGGAGCGAUUACGAGGCCUCAUAGAGAAACUGACUAUAAUUGCUCAGCAUCGAAUGACAACCUGCAAGGAGAGUGAAAAUUAUGUCAUGUCUAGUGAUACCAGGUCGCAACUUAGAUUUCUUGAGAAGCUGGAUCACAUUGAAAAACAGCGAAAGGAUGAAGAAGAACGAGAGAUGUUGCUCAGAGCAGCUAAGAGUCGUUCUAAUAAAGAAGAUCCAGAGCAGCUGCGAUUAAAGCAGAAAGCCAAAGAGAUGCAGCAGCUUGAGUUGGCACAAAUGCAACAAAGAGAUGCCAAUAUUACAGCCCUUGCAGCCAUUGGACCAAGGAAGAAGAGACCACUGGACUCUGUUGUUGGAUCUGGAAUUGAGGGUUUAAAUGGCAAUGCCCUUGCCUCAGGGUCAUCCAGCCUGACUGUGACCAGACAGUUAUUUCGCCCAAGAAUUACUCGAGUCUGCCUCAGGGAUUUGAUAUUCUACAUGGAACAAGAAAAGGGGAUGAAAUAUUCUCGAGCUCUGUACCAUGCUCUUCUGAAGUGACAACUCCACCUUUCCAUCCAGACCCUUGCUACGUACUGCCAAAGAAGAUGCUGAAAGCAUUGUGGCCCUGUCCUGAUGUCAUCAAUGGCCAUUUCUGGAAGAUAAUCACCAUUGAGGAUAAUCUUUGUUUACUUUUGUGCUUUUAUUAAAUACCUACCUAAGCACCUGUAGAGUUUUUAAUAAAUAGAGUUCAGCUUUG
Molecule: messenger RNA, 2902 nt
Organism: Trichosurus vulpecula (common brushtail)
Lineage: Eukaryota; Metazoa; Chordata; Mammalia; Diprotodontia; Phalangeridae
Gene: TAF4B
Product: TATA-box binding protein associated factor 4b
Exons: 18
Coding region: 1-2703 (900 amino acids)
Biological process (GO): DNA-templated transcription; transcription initiation at RNA polymerase II promoter
Cellular component (GO): transcription factor TFIID complex
Molecular function (GO): RNA polymerase II general transcription initiation factor activity; DNA binding; protein heterodimerization activity
Source: RefSeq, a predicted model, not a curated record